Messenger RNA from Mirounga angustirostris (Northern elephant seal), 3189 nucleotides. RefSeq names its product FYVE, RhoGEF and PH domain containing 3 (gene FGD3). Bases 319 to 2529 code for a protein of 736 amino acids. The transcript is spliced from 18 exons. Gene Ontology annotation, biological process: filopodium assembly; cytoskeleton organization. Lineage: Eukaryota; Metazoa; Chordata; Mammalia; Carnivora; Phocidae. Gene Ontology annotation, cellular component: cytoplasm. The record is from RefSeq and is a predicted model, not a curated record. Gene Ontology annotation, molecular function: guanyl-nucleotide exchange factor activity; metal ion binding.
GAAAUGCGAAGGCACCGUCUUUAGUGACCCAUAUUGCAAAACCCACAAAAGGAAGUUGUGUUUUGCUGCAGCCUGAAGUCAGCCCCGGGCAGAAGCGCGGCCUCCCGGGACGGCAGGACCCCUGUGUCAAACCUGCUGGACAGGAAGGACAUUUUCAGCCAACCUCCCAGCCCCGCUCAUGCUCACGGCCUGAGGCAGCCAACCCAGACCCCGAGCACGGCCGGCAGGGAGCCAAGAGCAGAGCCCUCCCUGGAGACCUGGGCGUCAGGCAGCCCCCCGGCCAGCUCCCCACGGAGCUCAGGCACCUUAGCUGUGAGGAUGGAGUCAGGAGGGGGCUCCUCAACAGCCCAGGCCCCCAUCGCUGCCCUGGGGGAGCCAGACUCUGGGCCUGGCUACUCCUCCCUGGAGCUCCCGAGGGCAGACCCAGGGAAGCUGCAAGCACUGCCACUCGGGCCUAGAGCCCACGGCAAGGACCCCGACCCUAGGAGCCCUGGCAGCCCAGCUGCUGCAGGGAAUGGCCCCCCAGACACGGGCCCUUUGAGGGAGCUGAAUGGUGCUGCUAAGCUCCCCAACCGGGACAGCGGGAUCGACAGUCCAUCCUGCAGCAUGGCUAGUGACCAGUUCCCCUGUGAGGAGGGCGGCGAGGCUGGCCGGGGCCCCGGAGUCCCGGGACCGCACCUGGACGCAGCCCCAGAAGGCAAGGUCCUGCAGGAGGCAGCCGAUAGCGACGUGGGCGAAGGUAGCGGUGAGGAGCCUGACCCCGAGAACUGCCCCCCUGGGGCCCCUGCGGACCCGGCCAAGUGCUCCGAGCCCCAGAAGCUGCUCCACAUCGCCCAGGAACUCCUGCACACCGAGGAGACCUACGUGCAGCGGCUGCACCUGCUAGACCAGGUUUUCUGCACCCAGCUGACAGAAGCAGGCAUCCCUUCGGAGGUCACCACAGGCAUCUUCUCCAACAUCUCCUCCAUCUAUCGCUUCCAUGGGCACUUCCUUCUCCCCGAGCUGCAGACGCGGAUCACACAGGAGUGGGACACAAAACCCCGGCUCGGGGACAUCCUGCAGAAGCUGGCCCCAUUCCUCAAGAUGUACGGCGAGUAUGUCAAGAACUUUGACCGGGCCGCGGAGCUGGUGAGCACCUGGACCCAGCGCUCGCCGGUGUUCAAGGACAUUGUCCAUGGCAUCCAGAAGCAGGAGGUGUGCGGGAACCUGACGCUGCAGCACCACAUGCUGGAGCCCGUUCAGAGGGUCCCACGCUACGAGUUGCUGCUCAAGGACUAUCUGAAGAGGCUCCCAGGAGACGCCCCCGACCGGAAGGAUGCGGAAAGGUCCUUGGAGCUCAUCUCCACCGCUGCCAACCACUCCAAUGCCGCCAUUCGGAAAAUGGAGAAAAUGCACAAGCUCCUGGAGGUGUACGAGCGACUGGGUGGGGAGGAGGACAUCGUCAACCCCGCCAACGAGCUGAUCAAGGAGGGCCCCAUCCAGAAGCUGUCGGCCAAGAACGGCACGGCGCAGGACCGCCACCUCUUCCUGUUCAACAGCAUGAUCCUUUACUGUGUGCCCAAACUGCGGCUCAUGGGCCAGAAGUUCAGUGUCCGGGAGAAAAUGGACAUUUCGGGCCUCCAGGUGCAGGAUAUCGUCAAGCCAAAUGCAGCCCACACGUUCAUCAUAACGGGAAGGAGACGGUCCCUGGAGCUGCAGACUCGGACGGAAGAGGAGAAAAAAGAAUGGAUUCAGGUCAUCGAGGCCACCAUCGAGAGGCACAGGCAGAACAGCCAGACCUUCAAGGCCUUCAGUGGCUCCUUCAGCCAGGACGAGGACCCCUCCCUCGCUCCAGAUUCCCCUGUGGUGGGCACCAGCUUGGAGGAGCCUGCGGUGGUAGCCAGCGGUGGAGGGGGUACUGCAGGGCUCGAGCCCAGGAGAGGGUCCGCUAAGACCAGGCGCGACAAGGAGAAGCAGGGCUGCAGGAGCUGUGGCGAGACCUUCAACUCCAUCACCAAGAGGAAGCAUCGGUGCAAGCUGUGUGGGGCGGUCAUUUGUGGGAAGUGCUCCGAGUUCAAGGCUGAGAAUGGCAGGCAGAGCCGCGUCUGCCGAGAGUGUUUCCUGACGCAGCAGGCGGUACCUGAGAGCCCCAGCCCUGAGGCGGCAGCCGAGGGGCCCAAGCACAGCACGGAGAAGCCAGUGGCUGUGGACCACCAGCCCAGCCUGCUCUGCAGCUCCCUGCAGGUGUCCGAUAACGGUGUGGCCUGGAGCGAGGUGUGGGCCACCAUCCCGGCAUCAGACCCCCUGGAGCUGGUGCUGCACCUGCAGGGAGACAGCCAGGACGGCUGGCCGCCACGCACCAUCCCCCUCUCUGGCUGCAUGGUGAGCGUGUUGGACCCCGUGGAGGGGCCGGACACCAGGCAUGUGUGGCAGCUACAGCAGGCCCAGCGGUCCUUGUACCUGAGCGCCCUGUCAGCGGACCUGCGGCAGCACUGGCUGGACGCCCUGAGCGCGGCUGCCCGCGGGGACCCGGGCCUGGCGGCCCCGUGAGCAGAGCCUCGGCCAGGUGUCCCAGCUCUGCGGCCCCCACAGCAGGGCCUGUGCCCACCCGGCAGGUGGUGUCGGAGGCUUUGUGCUGGCGUGCGGAGCUCCCAGACUGCUGGGGGCGGACAGGCCACAGGGCACUUGACCCUGGAGGGACCUCCCUGAAGCAGAGGAACAGGCCCACGCACCCAGCAUGUGUCCACGAAGAGCCCCAGUAGCGUGGCCUGGAGCAGGGUGCAGACGGACUGUCCAGUGCGGGGCAGCCAGCUCCGGAAGGCAGAAGGAGUGUCCUGGGGGUGCCCGGGGACCCUGGUGGAGGUCUGCAGCCAUGCUUUUCCUCCCUGCCGCCCGCCUCAUGCCAUCUGUACCACGUGAGCUGAACUGUGACUGGCCCCGGACCCCACCUCCCUCCUCUGCCAGCUCCUGGUCCCACAGCCCGCCUCCCUGUUCGGAGGGGCCGGUGGUCGCCAGGGGCAUCCCUGACCUCCCUGAGAAACUCCGCGGAGGCCAGCAGAGGCCUGCCCCUGCGUCACGUGGGGGCGGAGAUCUGUGUCUGUGUCCCUGGCCCGCCGCGAGCGGUGCUGGUCUGCAAAAAUAAAUGCUGGGACCCAGCAGCUGGGCACAGCCUCAGGGCAGGGCCCCAAGGUGGACCGGCCGGUGGUCAGG